This is a messenger RNA of Coregonus sp. 'balchen', 2667 nucleotides long. The record is from the annotation of a GenBank genome assembly. NCBI's taxonomy places the organism in Eukaryota, Metazoa, Chordata, Actinopteri, Salmoniformes, Salmonidae.
CAGACCUAUGAUGGCUCCGGCUGCUACGUGGUUGUGGAUGGGGAGGGGCUCUGCGUAUCCGAGCGUUCCUAUUGGCUCCAGAGUCUGCACGGUGGAGAGGGGGGUACCUCUAAUCAUAUCCAGCAUGUUUUGCACAAGAAAUGUCAGCCAGAAAGGGCUAUCUUCUCCCCUCGCCAAAAUACACUACAAUAAUGUCAUGCUCAGACAGCCCCGCAGGAAACGCGUUUUUAGUGGAUUCUCUCAUCAGCGGUCGGACCGAGGGUGUAGGGGGACACUACUACCCGGGCAGCGGCGUGUGUCUGCCCCAUAACGCCGCCUCAGAGGUGCCCUACGGACUACAGAGCUGUGGAUACUUCCCUGGCAUAGGCAAGCGGAGCAACGCAGGUCCCCAUAACAUGAUGUCUGCCGCGUCAGGCGCGUAUAUGUCAGGCAUGGAGAUGUGGAUGGACGCGCAGAGGUCGUGCAGAAUGGACGGAAUGGACCAGCAACAAACUGUGGGUCCUCAGGUCGCGCCCUGCUCGUUCCCGCAGAGCAUUAAGGAGGAGAGCGCGUACUGUCUCUACGAACCGCAGAAGUGCCCCAAAGCCUCAACAGCCGAAGACCUGACAUACUCGAGGCUAACCACAACGGGCUCCGGUUCAGGCUCGUGCACAGUCACUGACGGUGGCGGUGGUGGGGGUACUGUACCCGUGCCCGGCUACUUCCGCUUGUCUCAGACUCACGCACACUCUCAUAAAGUUUACCACGGUGCCCAAUCUAACCCCUCUCAUUCUCACUUUGGCCUACACCCCACUGCACCGACUCGCUUCCACACUCCGACACCCCAGCUGUCCUCAGCUUUAGCCUGCUCAGCCACGGCGGAGCACGAGAGGAGAGACACCGAGGAGGCUCUGCCCUCCGGUAACGCGCCCAAGCCCCAGCAGACGAACGCCGUACUGGGGGACGAGGAGACGCGAGCGUCCUCCGACGGGGAACCUUCCUCUCCCGAGGAAGCUGAAGUGGAGCUCGAGAAGGAAAAGUCAGUGAAAACGACUAAAGGUGAGCUGAGCUGAGAUAAUGUAAAGGUGUGGUCACUCACUCUGCCACGGUUGGUUUAUUGCAUGCUGUAUAGUGAAACAGGUAUGGCGACAAAUUAAAAGAUUAUAACACCUGCCGAGAGACUGGUUUCUGCUUUAGCAUUUUGAGGUCAUUUAGGUGUUGGUUUUUACACAGGGUUUAUAUAUGGUCUAUAUGUGGCAGAGGAGACACCAUGCUUUAGUUGAGAAUAUUUCACUGCCUUAGAGUCAAGCGGGUAUGAAAAGUUUGUAAAAAAGAAUAGAAGCAAUUCAGUAAAAAAGUAAUGUUAUUAUAAAAAGUACAUGUAAUUAUUUGUUUAGGCUUAGGCUAUAGGUUUAUCAUAGAUUUUACAUUUUAGGCCCUUGUUUCUUUAGACAAAAAAGUACUUGACUGCCGCUCAAUAUAUGCCUAACAUUCGUAGGCUAUGUCUAUCCAUAAACAAAUAGGCUACUAAAAGCGUGUUUUUAUUUUUGGCCGUUGAUAUUUGUUCUUAUUGUAAUAGGUCUAAAAUGAUAUAAAAUGUUAUACAUUUCAUAUAAUAUUUUUGAGUUAUUACCUGCACAUGUUUUAAGUUCAAGCAAAGUACACAAGACCGUUGAACUAUUCCUUAUGGAAAGGCCUAUAUCAACCCAAUGACCUGCACAACACACACAUACUACACACACACAAACACACACACACACACACACGCAUGCACGCGCGCACGCGCGCGGCCUAUCUUACAUACAUAGCUGUCAGCCUAAAAUCAUGUAUCUACCAUUUCCUUUAGGAGACUCAAAAAGCGAGAGCACGGCCAACUGGUUAACAGCAAAAAGCGGCCGGAAGAAACGUUGCCCAUACACCAAACACCAGACACUGGAGCUCGAGAAGGAGUUCCUCUUCAACAUGUACCUGACUCGCGAGCGUCGCCUAGAGAUCAGUAGGAGCGUGCACCUGACCGACAGGCAGGUCAAAAUAUGGUUCCAGAAUCGCAGAAUGAAACUGAAGAAAAUGACCCGGGAAAACAGGAUUCGGGAGCUCACGUCAAAUUUCGGUUUUUCGUGAUAACACUGAAUGAGCUUUAGUUAUAAUGCAAGUUGAAAAGGGUACAUCGUUAAUAGGCCUACAGGCAAGCCUUUGCAUCGUCCUGUAUAAGCUACUGGUAAAACGUGAAUGUUAUGGGUUGUUUUUUGUUGUUUUUUGUUUUUGUUAAUUGUUCGUUAAUUCGGUUCUGUUAUUGCUGUCACUUGUUGGAAUAGGUGUCUUGACUAAAAUAAUGGAUGACAUUUUAUCUAAAUUGGAGCUACACAUAUAAAUCACGAUUGGGUUUUACAAAUAUAUUCCAUAUAUUCCAUAUAUUUGUGGAGUUUCUUUAAAAUUUAGAUUGCAUGAAACAACAUGAUUCAGACUCCUCUUUUCCUGCAUUUUGCAAUGUGGAUCAAGGCAUAUCUAUCAACAGUAAGGGAAUAAGAUAAAUCGCCCUUUAAAUGUAUUGUUCCGAUAUAUUAUGAUGAGUUGAGGAUAAUAUUGUUGUGUAGACUCGAACUAAGGGAAAUGUACAUGAGCAGUCUACAUUGUGAAAAUGUUUUUAUUGUGUAUUUCAUUAUGUACAUAUGAGGUUGUGUUUUUGUG